Molecule: messenger RNA, 4104 nt
Organism: Nannospalax galili (Upper Galilee mountains blind mole rat)
Lineage: Eukaryota; Metazoa; Chordata; Mammalia; Rodentia; Spalacidae
Gene: Trhde
Product: thyrotropin releasing hormone degrading enzyme
Exons: 19
Coding region: 20-3211 (1063 amino acids)
Biological process (GO): proteolysis; peptide catabolic process
Cellular component (GO): cytoplasm
Molecular function (GO): metalloaminopeptidase activity; zinc ion binding; peptide binding
Source: RefSeq, a predicted model, not a curated record
AAGAGGAGGAGGCGGUGUGAUGGCCCUGGACGGCGAGAGGGGGGAGCAAGAGGAGGAGAAGAAAAAGAAGAAGAAAAAGAAGAGGAAGAAGGAGGAGGGGGCCGAGAAGAGCCGCUCACCCUUCGCGGCCACCAUGGGCGAAGACGACGCCGCGCUCCGGGCCAGCGGCAGGGGGCUCUCAGACCCGUGGGCUGACUCCGUGGGAGUGCGACCUCGCACCACCGAGCGCCACAUCGCGGUGCACAAGCGGCUCGUGCUGGCCUUCGCCGUGUCCAUCGUGGCGCUGCUGGCGGUCACCAUGCUGGCCGUGCUGCUCAGCCUGCGCUUCGACGAGUGUGGAGCGAGCGCGGCAGCGCCUGGCGCCGACGGUAGCCCCGGGGGCUUCCCCGAGCGUGCUGGCAACGGCAGCCAUCCGGGAUCCGCCCGGCGCAACCACCACGCGGGUGGGGACUCCUCGCAGCGCGAGACGGGCGGGGUGGCAACCCCGGACACCCCGUCUACCCGGCCGCCGUCGGAGGAGGAGAGGGAGCCCUGGCAGCCGUGGACGCAGCUGCGCCUAUCCGGCCACCUCAAGCCGCUGCACUAUAAUUUGAUGCUCACCGCCUUCAUGGAGAAUUUCACCUUCUCGGGGGAGGUCAACGUGGAGAUCGCUUGCAGGAACGCCACCCGCUACGUGGUGCUGCAUGCCUCCCGGGUGGCGGUGGAGAAGGUGCAGGUGGCUGAAGACCGGGCGUCUGGGGCUGUCCCGGUGGCCGGCUUUUUCCUCUACCCACAAACACAGGUCUUGGUGGUGGUGCUGAAUAGAACUCUGGAAGCACAGAGGAAUUACAAUCUGAAGAUUAUCUACAACGCCCUGAUCGAGAACGAGCUUCUCGGCUUCUUCCGCAGCUCCUACGUGCUCCAUGGGGAGAGAAGAUUCCUUGGCAUUACUCAGUUUUCGCCUACACAUGCCAGAAAAGCGUUUCCAUGUUUUGACGAGCCAAUCUACAAGGCAACUUUCAAAAUCAGCAUCAAACAUCAAGCAACCUAUUUGUCUCUAUCCAAUAUGCCAGUGGAAACGUCUGUGUUUGAGGAAGAUGGAUGGGUAACAGAUCACUUUUCACAGACCCCUCUCAUGUCCACAUAUUAUUUAGCCUGGGCGAUUUGCAACUUCACAUACAGAGAAACUACCACCAAGAGUGGAGUUGUAGUUCGAUUGUAUGCAAGACCUGAUGCCAUCAGAAGAGGAUCGGGGGACUAUGCUCUCCACAUUACAAAGAGAUUAAUAGAGUUUUAUGAAGACUACUUUAAAGUGCCCUAUUCUUUGCCAAAACUAGAUCUUUUAGCUGUGCCUAAGCAUCCGUAUGCUGCUAUGGAGAACUGGGGACUAAGUAUUUUUGUGGAACAAAGAAUACUGCUGGAUCCCAGUGUUUCAUCUAUUUCUUAUUUGCUGGAUGUCACCAUGGUCAUUGUUCAUGAAAUAUGUCACCAGUGGUUUGGUGACCUUGUGACUCCUGUGUGGUGGGAAGAUGUGUGGCUGAAGGAAGGCUUCGCUCAUUAUUUUGAAUUUGUGGGUACAGACUACCUCUACCCUGGCUGGAACAUGGAAAAACAGAGGUUUCUGACAGAUGUACUGCAUGAAGUGAUGCUCCUUGACGGGUUGGCCAGUUCCCAUCCAGUAUCACAGGAAGUGCUGCGGGCAACAGAUAUUGACAGAGUGUUUGACUGGAUCGCGUAUAAAAAGGGUGCUGCUUUAAUUAGAAUGCUGGCUAAUUUUAUGGGCCACUCAGUUUUUCAGAGAGGUUUGCAAGAUUAUUUAACCAUUCAUAAGUAUGGCAACGCAGCCAGAAAUGAUCUUUGGAAUACGUUGUCAGAGGCUUUAAAAAGGAAUGGAAAGUAUGUGAAUAUACAAGAAGUAAUGGAUCAGUGGACACUCCAAAUGGGUUAUCCUGUUAUCACCAUUUUGGGAAAUACAACGGCAGAAAACAGAAUAAUAAUCACCCAGCAACACUUCAUUUAUGACAUCAGUGCUAAAUCCAAAGCACUUGAACUUCAGAAUAACAGUUACCUGUGGCAGAUCCCAUUAACCCUUGUGGUAGGAAAUAGGAGCCAUGUGUCUUCAGAAGCAAUUAUUUGGGUGUCUAACAAAUCAGAACAUCACAGAAUAACCUAUUUGGACAAAGGAACCUGGCUACUUGGGAACAUCAAUCAAACUGGCUACUUUAGAGUAAACUAUGACUUAAGGAACUGGAGAUUACUGAUUGAUCAAUUAAUCAGAAAUCAUGAGGUACUUUCUGUCAGUAACCGUGCUGGUUUGAUAGACGAUGCUUUCAGCUUGGCCAGGGCUGGCUAUUUGCCUCAGAAUAUUCCUCUGGAGAUUAUCAGAUACCUGUCUGAAGAGAAGGAUUUUCUUCCUUGGCACGCUGCCAGCAGAGCUCUUUAUCCUCUAGAUAAAUUACUGGACCGCAUGGAGAACUACAACAUCUUCAAUGAAUAUAUUUUAAAACAAGUUGCGACAACAUACAUCAAGCUCGGAUGGCCAAAAAAUAACUUCAAUGGAUCUCUUGUUCAAGCAUCCUACCAACACGAAGAACUACGGAGAGAAGUAAUAAUGUUGGCAUGCAGCUUUGGCAACAAGCACUGUCACCAGCAGGCAUCAACACUUAUUUCAGAUUGGAUUUCCAGCAACAGGAACAGAAUACCACUAAAUGUUAGAGACAUCGUGUACUGUACAGGAGUUUCACUGCUGGAUGAGGAUGUCUGGGAGUUCAUCUGGAUGAAAUUCCACUCCACUACAGCAGUGUCUGAGAAGAAGAUAUUACUGGAGGCUUUAACUUGCAGCGAUGACAGGAAUUUAUUAAACAGGCUUCUAAAUCUGUCUCUGAAUUCUGAGGUGGUGCUGGAUCAAGAUGCAAUUGAUGUUAUAAUCCAUGUAGCUAGAAAUCCACAUGGUCGAGACCUUGCCUGGAAGUUUUUCAGAGACAAAUGGAAGAUAUUAAAUACCAGGUAUGGAGAAGCAUUAUUUAUGAAUUCCAAACUUAUCAGUGGAGUUACAGAAUUUCUUAAUACUGAGGGUGAACUUAAAGAGCUAAAGAAUUUCAUGAAGAACUAUGAUGGGGUUGCUGCUGCUUCUUUCUCUCGAGCUGUGGAAACUGUGGAAGCCAAUGUGCGCUGGAAAAUGCGUUAUCAAGACGAGCUUUUCCAAUGGCUGAGAAAAGCUGUGAGACACUAAUAUGUAUCAUUUGUAAACAAUUCAACUCAGAAUUUUGUGAAAGUAUCUGCUUUAUGUGGAUUGAGGAGGAUAGCCAGAUUUCAAUGUUAAAGUGUGGGAGGAUUUUUGUUGUUGUUUGUUCAUUUGGAGGAAAAUUUUCCUCAUUUCAUUCAUUUAAUUUUGUUUCUCUACUAGAUGUUCUUCUGUAAAGAAACUCUUGCAAGUGAAACUUGCCAUGGUUGCUUCAGCUGUGCAUUCCUUGCUGUUCAGGACCAAAUAAGAUAGUGGUGCAUGUUGGUGUUGCUGUCAGUUUGGAAAGUCAUAUUCAGAAUAUUUUGUGCAUGGAUGUGUGGUCCUGCCUGUGUUCCAGCAUGCUUAUUUAAAAUGUCCACUGUUGUAUGUGAAUAUAUGUUACAUCCAGGAUGGGCAUUAUGCAAAAGCACAAAGAUUAUCUAUGACAAUCAGUGUUGCAAUGAAAGAAAAGCUUCAAAGGGGAAUUCUGCUCUCAGGCAUGGACAAUGUGGGAGAUAAAACAGCCCUGUAGCUGAUCUGUGUCGUUUAUUUCAGCACUUGGAUUGUCUGGCAAUGAUUAUUCAGUUGCCAACUCAUUUUCUUUGGUUUAAAGCUAUGUGUACAUUUGACAAUGUGUAUAGAUAAUAUGUACAUAUGCAUAUGUACAUAGGGAAGCUCCAUAUAUAUACAUAUAUAUAGAAUGUUGUACACUGCACAUGUGUGAAGAACCUCUUCAGAUCAAAGAAAAUUUAACUCUUUUUUAUAAAUUUAUGGACACUUGGAAAUGGCUCAACUAAUUUAUCUCAACAUUAUCCUUUCUAUUUCCUGAUUUUUUACCUACUUCUGGAAGAAGGGUCUAUUCUACUACAUUAAGAUGGUUCUAACAAAAUGUAUAUGUAAAC